This is a messenger RNA of Baudoinia panamericana UAMH 10762, 491 nucleotides long. RefSeq lists its product as uncharacterized. The transcript has a single exon. The record is from RefSeq and is a predicted model, not a curated record. NCBI's taxonomy places the organism in Eukaryota, Fungi, Ascomycota, Dothideomycetes, Mycosphaerellales, Teratosphaeriaceae. Bases 119 to 472 code for a protein of 117 amino acids.
ACGGUGUCAGUAAAAAUGUUUGUUGCGCCCGCGUAAAGCUCUGCAUCUCUGAGGAGUGUUUCCAAUUUCAUCCCUAGAUUCGGAAGCAAGCUCGUUAUCAGCGCCUCCCAUUGGGUCAAUGCAAGUGUAUCCUGCUAUAGCCGAUCGCAUACUGGCGUUCAGGACGUUCGCAAGCACCGUGAUGGACCGCGAUUCCUCGAGUUUUCGAGUUACAAAAGGAAGUGUUUGUGCAGCCAAUAUAGAGGAGAACUUGGAAGCUCGACUGUGGCAACUAUCAUUAGUAUUUUCAGUCUGCAUUCGUUGGUGUACCGCUCUGGUAGAUAGCUUGAUAUACACUCGAAAAAGUAGUCCGGUGCACCGGACGCAACAGAGCGCUGACGGUCAACGUUCCGCCUUGGUUUCGCUCAGGCAACCAAUACAAUGUCACGAACCAGCACGCUUGUCACGACGACUUGCAAGCUUUUGUGGAUGAAAGCUUGUGAUUCUUGAUG